UCUCGUUCUGUAAUUUAUGUAUGUAUUAUGAAUCAAUUAAACAUAAGGUAGCUCUUAAAUAUUCGUUUAUUAUCGAAUAUCCUUGUCAAUUAUUUUCUUUUUUAUUUUUUCCCUUAAGAAAAUAAACGAAAAUAGAGACGAGACUAAUAAGUUCGUAAAUCUCGUAACCCACAUGACUGCCAUAAAUAUAAUCCUUCGUUAUAUACUGUCGCAGAUAUGAUUGUAGAUAAUUAGAUUAUUAUUUCUUAUACGUAUACAUUAUGAUACCUUUGUACAUAAAUACGUCGAUCAAAAGUGAGAUAAAAGUAUAAAAAUUCCCAAGGCUAAAGAAAAAAAAGGAAAAAAAAAAAAAAGAAGAGAAAAAAGAACAUCGUUCUAGGAAAUACCAUUCAUAUUACUCGAAUGACGUGAUAGGGAAAAUGGCACGCUAACUAAAUACUUGGAAAAAGAAUGAAUGAGAAUAGUGGAAAUUCAGAUGUGAACGUGAUCUAUUAUAUUCGAGUGAAGAGAUCCCGAUAUUUUAAUAUUUCGAGUUAGUUCGAACGAAAAGGAACACCUUUGUAACACAUUAAAAUCACAUUAACAUUAUAAAUAAGGUUACAUGUGUGUGCGUAUGCGUGUGCAUGUGCGUGUGUUUAUACACGAUUUACAAUACGUACUUUAGUCGAAAGUAACGUUUUAUAUUAAUUCCACACUCAUACUUCUUUCUCUUUUACAUAUUAACUGCACUUGCUCGCUAGAUCAAGCAAGGUUUCUUCGUUCGUUUAAGGCAUCGUUGUCGAUCAAGUCAGAGUGUUUGUGGGAGUGUCAAUAUUAAUCAAGUGUUCUAACAGUCACGAAGCAGAAGCGAAAUGAUCGAUAUAGACGAAUGUUAUAAUUCAGCGAGUGAAUUAGUUAUGUUAGCAGGCGAGAUAAUACAAAAUUCUAUCAACAAAAAGAAAACUACGCAAUGUAAAAGUAUUGAUUGGGAUCUUGUUACUGAGUAUGACCAUAAGAUAGAAAAUGAAAUAAUCAAACAAUUAACUCAAAGAUUUCCAUCUCAUAAAUUUAUUGGAGAAGAAAGCGUAGCAAAGGAUGGAUUACCAAAAUUGACAAACGAUCCAACAUGGAUAAUAGAUCCUAUAGAUGGCACUACAAAUUUUGUACAUCAAUUUCCACAUACGUGCAUUUCCUUAGCUCUUUUAAUAAAUAAAAAAGCAGAGAUAGGAAUAGUUUAUAAUCCUAUCAUGAAACAAUUUUUUUCUGCGAAAAAAAACUGUGGAGCAUUCCUUAAUGGAAAACCGAUACAGACAUCUCAUAUACAAAAUUUAUCUGAAGCAUUAGUUGCUAUGGAACCAUGGCUUGCCAAAGACAGAACAUAUUUAGUCAGUGUAUAUACUAGAAUGCAUGCUUUAAUUCAAGGAACCCAUGGAAUACGAUCAUUAGGAACCGCAGCACUUACAUUAUGUUAUGUUGCAAUGGGUGCUGUUGAAGCAUAUCAUAUUGAAGGAAUAGAUGCUUGGGAUGUAGCCGCAGGCAAAUUAAUAAUAGAAGAAGCAGGAGGAAUUGUGAUAAGUACAAAUGGCGAUGAAUUAGAUCUAAUGAUUCCAAAAGUUAUAGCAGCUUGCAAUCAAUCCAUUGCAGAGCAACUUGUUGAACUUUUUAAAGAAGCAGAUUUAAAAUCUAUUAACAAAAAUUUGUAUUAAAUAUAAGUAUAAGUGUAUA
Molecule: messenger RNA, 1704 nt
Organism: Vespa crabro (European hornet)
Lineage: Eukaryota; Metazoa; Arthropoda; Insecta; Hymenoptera; Vespidae
Product: inositol monophosphatase 1-like
Exons: 6
Coding region: 852-1685 (277 amino acids)
Biological process (GO): signal transduction; inositol metabolic process; phosphatidylinositol phosphate biosynthetic process
Molecular function (GO): inositol monophosphate 1-phosphatase activity
Source: RefSeq, a predicted model, not a curated record